AUGACAAGGGCCCCUUCGCAAGUGCAUCAGAACUACCAACGAGAGUGUGAGGCUGCCAUCAACUGGCAGAUCCACUUUGAGCUCUAUGCAGCCUCUGUAUACUUUUCUAUGGCCUACCAUUUCGACCGAGAAGAUGUGGGCCUGAAGAACUUCGCCAACUACUUUCUGGGCCGUUGGCGUGAGAAGCAUGAGCACACGGAGAAGCUGCUGGCCCUGCAGAACCAGCGCGGGGGCCACAUCCAUCUUGGAGACAUCAGUAGGCCUGCUGCAGAUGAGUGGGGCAGCGGACUCAACGCCAUGAAGUUCGCCUUCCACCUGGAGCGGACCCUCAACCAGAGCCUCCUGAGCCUUUACUGGCUAGCCUACAGCCAGGAUGACAUGCAGCUGUGUGGCCUCCUGGAGAGCCGUUUUCUGCACAAGCAGGUGAGGACCAUCAAGGAGCUGGGCGGCCACGUGAGCAACCUGAGUUCCCAGGAGGACGCUGGCCUGGCCGAGUACCGCUUCCACAAGCUCUCCCUGGGUGACAGCGACAGCGAUAAGGAGAACUGA
Orycteropus afer afer is the source of this 549-nucleotide messenger RNA. RefSeq names its product ferritin heavy chain-like. The record is from RefSeq and is a predicted model, not a curated record. Lineage: Eukaryota; Metazoa; Chordata; Mammalia; Tubulidentata; Orycteropodidae. Gene Ontology annotation, biological process: intracellular iron ion homeostasis; iron ion transport. Gene Ontology annotation, molecular function: ferric iron binding; ferrous iron binding. Gene Ontology annotation, cellular component: cytoplasm.